AUGAAAGUACAUACCAUACACCCACAGAUUGACACAUUGCCUCUGUAUUAUUUCAACAGUUGUGACCUGUCAGCCAUGUAUGAACCCACAGACGAAGAUGGCAACAGUGGAGGUAACAGCAUCAAUGACACAUCAACCAGCAACCUGGGCAGUUCCAUCACCGCAUGCAAAAAGGUCAUCUGCCCCAAGCGACAUACGGAUUCGUUAGAGUACUGGCUGCAAAAUUCCAAGAACCUUUGCAAGAUCAGCCUAGUAGAGGAGAGUAUGGAGCCCAACUGCACAUCUAUUUGUUUUGUAAACCUGAAAGAUGAUUCACAACAUGAAGCUUCACGGAAAAAGUUGGGUGAAGUUUCUCCAGAUCUACAGAGGCUGAUAAACUCCAUGAGGUCACAAGAGCUGGCAGAAAAUGAGAUUCUACUGCUGAGUGGAUUGUCUAACAGGAAAUGUGAGCAGAUUUUCGAAAACCAACAAGUCUGGCAACCGGAUGAAAUCUGUCUGCUGCUGCGGGGAAAAACAGAGAACACUUCAAAUGCAAUUAUCCUGGAACUCAACAAAUUUAUUCUGGGUUUGAAGUUAGCACAAGAGAACCAUCUACAACCAGACACAAGCCCACUCCGAGCCGAGGAUGACACCAACUGCUCAGUGUCUUCAAUAGAAGAGGAUUUUUUGACAGCCUCUGAAACACUGGAAGAGGAUAGUGAAGGGGAAAUCUGCAAAGGAGAGCCUCCUGAUGAUAUAAAGAACGUGAAAAGAAAAGCAGCUGAACAUUCUCAGAGCAUAAAAAUUGGAAGGAUAAAUCUUAGGAGUGAAGAAUAUAAUGUAAUUGGUGAGCCUACAGAGGAGAUAAGAAGAAAAUUAGAAGAAAGGAGAAAGUCUCUUAUUGAAAACAACUUUGAGUAUAAAACUGGAAAAAAUGAAUGUCAGUGUAUAGGAAGUAAUGUGCAACAAAGCCCAUUAUGUCAGGAUGAUCAUUACACAGAAUAUUUUGAAGACCCUGCAAGUACAGGCCAGUAUGCAACCAACUUGGCAGAGUGUGUCCUACAGGAUGCAUUUAUUAGGCUGUCUCAGUCUGAUAACUCUUUCACCAAGGAAGCAGCUCUUUCCAUUUCGGCUGGUAACUCUGCUGUCUCUAGGUUCACUCCAAGAGAAGGUUCUCCUGCUGCAUCUCGUUCAUGGAAUGAUCUUCCAAAAAUUGUGAUAGUACAAAGCCCAGACAGUUGCGACAGCCCAACAGAAUGGGUUGAUGAAUCGCAGUGGCCCGAGCAGGAGAACAUUGCAAAUAAUUCUGACAAUGGCACAGAUGAAAAUACUGGCUCCACACAAAGUACUUUAGAAGUGACGUUAACUUGUGCAGCAUCAGUAAAAGGCACACAUUCAAGUCCACAGCCUACUGAUCCAAAUAAUUUAGAACAUCAUGAAAACAUUGAUGUAAAAGAAAAUGGCACUGUGGAAGAGCACACAACAGACAUUGUAGGAUUUCCAAGUUGUAUGGAGGGUCUUGAAUUUUCAGUGCCAUCUGCUUUGUGUGGGAUGACUCGAGUGGCAAGUGCCGUAGCUGUUUGUGGUCUAGGUGAACAAAGGCAAGGUCAUUACCCUGCCACAUCUAGUGGACUUUUGUUAGCAGCUGAUGCAUCAACAGCUGUAGCUCUACAUUGCAGCAUUGCUUUGGGAACCAGCAUGGAAAAGCUCAAAGAUAAUAUUGCAAAAGCCCUCCUAAGAGAAGCAGCUCUAGUACUCACCAGUCCCUGCAAAUAUAAGAAUGUAGGGGAGUUCAUAGAGUCCAUAAAUGAGAAGAUCCUGAGCAGUGUAAGUUCUGCUAAAUUUGCACAUGUAGGCGAUGUGGUUAACGAUGAUCUAGCUCACAAUUUAUCUGAUACUAUCUUAAGACAUUCAGCUGAGAAGGCAGUGCAAGGUGUUGAAGUUCAGCAUUGCUCCACUACACCCAAUGAUUUUGUUGCAACUACUACCGAACUUCUCUUCAAUGUCAUGCACUUUACUUGUAAGAAGAUGAAUGAUCUUGUGCAAAGUGGAGACUUGCCCUCUAAUGUAUUAGCUGACAGACCUAAAUCUUUAGGAGUGGAGAAAAGAAAUAGUCAAGUUGAUGAAACUGUUCACAGGAAUAAAAGCCAGUUAACCAAUUUAUGUAGCAGCCCAGAGCAAAGGAUUGAACCAAUUCCACUCAAACAUCCUUCUAAUGAAGUGAAUGGAGGCAAUGCCCUCCCAGCUGAGACGUAUUGCUCUACAAAUAGCCAAGCUCAAAUUAAAGCACCAUGCAGUAAACAAUGCCUGAGGAGGGAGCGCUACAAACGACACCAUAAUGAUCAAAGAGCCAGGGAAAGUAUUCUUAUAGAUGAUGACUGCAGGUAUUGUGUGUCAGACAAAGGAUCCAUGGAUGGAGGUAUGAGUUCAGGAAGUCAAGAAAAGGUCUAUGGUGAGAUACAUGUAACCAAAGAAUUCGCUCUUAAUUUAUCAUCGGGGAGUAGUACCAUGUUGCACCCUUCUCAGGCAGUCCUUCUAGUAAAACAUCCUGUCAGUAAUUACUGUUUAUCAGACUUUGCAGAUGAUUUGUCAGAAACUGUGGUAUCUAUGGCCACUGAGAUAGCUGCUAUAUGUCUAGAGAACUCCAAUGGGAAGCAGCCUUGGUUUUGUGCAUGGGCAAAAGGAAGUGAGUGCUUGUUAACACCUUGCAGGACAGCAAAAAGGAAAAAAGACACAUCUUCAGGUGGGUCUGUAGUGCGAAGGCAUAGGCCUCCAAGGCUCAGCGAAAUAAAAAAGAAGACAGAUGAGCACCCAGAGCUUAAAGAACGACUAAUGAACCGAGUAGUGGAUGAGUCCAUUAACCUUGAAGAUGCCCCUGACCCUGUCAGCGCUUUCGCCAAUGAAGUGGCCUCUAAGAUAAUGAAUUUAACUGAGUCGUCUGUUGCAGAUUCUCUAUGGCAAGGACAAAACUUAUCACGGAACAGAUUACACUGUGACAGAUGGAGCAGAGGUAAAGCAUCUAGCUAUGAAAGCAUCCCAGAGGAAGACUUAAAUGCCAAAAGUCUUGUGAACACAUUGGGCCCUUGGAAUAUGUUAGGACAGCCAUUUAGCAGGACAAGCUCAGUGUCUAAACAGUCCAGCUGUGAAAGCAUCACUGAUGAAUUUUCCAGAUUUAUGGUAAACCAGAUGGAAAAUGAGGGAAGAGAAUUUGAGCUUUUGCUAGACUAUUAUGCUGGGAGAAAUGCAAAUAGUAUUCUGAAUUCUGCCCUGCAGCAGAUUUCCAGGAGGAACAGCCUCUUGAAUGUGAAACCCACCUGCCUUUCCAAACAGUCUAGCACAGAGAGUAUCACUGAAGAGUUUUACCGAUACAUGUUAAAAGAGAUAGACAAGGAAAGUAAGGAAAUGUAUUCCAGCAGAAAUACAGCAGAAUGGACAAAUAAUUUAAUGCCCCCCUCAUCUCGCACCCCUUUCUGCUUCCGCCAAUCUUCCAUGCCUUGUACCAGAUCCUCUAGUGCACGUCUGACUGUAAAUACACCAGUUAAAGCAAAUUCACUAGAUGGGUUUUCAAGGAGUGGCUCUCGUGAUUUCCUCAAUAUUCAACCUGCAAAUUCUAUCUCGUCCACAAACCUCUGUAAGUCAGACUCAUGUUUAUACCAAAGGUGGCAGACUGACCAAGCUACAGAUAUGUUAAUCCAUGAAACCUGGUCCAGUUCUAUUGAGGCUUUAAUGCGCAAGAAUAAAAUCAUAGCAGACAGAACUGAAAGUGUAGAUGCAGAGGCAUCAUCAUCACCAAAAGGUUCACCAGCACAUGUGGACAGAUAUGCCAAGAUGGCUGUGGACAUUGUUCAGAGUGGAAAAUCUCUGCUAGUCCAACAUCAAGACUCAUAUGAGAGCACAAAUAAGGGAAAUUUUAAAAAUAAUAAUCAAAAUGGAUGCAAAUCAAUGGACAUUCAAGAAAAUAUUGUUGUAAAUAUAUCUAAACUUCACCAGCUUGGUUCCUCCGGUGGACCUCUGGAGGUGCCUUUGAUACAGAUAGAAAUGGAGCAAAAGGAAGAGAUAGAUGGGGAGGACCAGGUCCAUUUAUCCAAGCCGAUCAGGAAUAUUCAAGACAUUCCAAAACAGGAUGAAGGUAGAAACAUCUGCCAUGUAGGCAUCAGGUCAUGCCAGGUAAAGCAAGGUACGGAGAGAUCUGCCGAAACAAAGCCGAGAUCUGAACUCCCAACUCCUCUGAGCAGCAGUGAGGACAGCACGGGGAGCUGGUCACAGCUUGUGAACGACGAGGACAACCCAGAGGACACCAGCAGUUUUCUGCAGCUGAGUGAACGAUCCACAAGCGUUAGCAAUGGCAGCACGCGGAGCAGUAUAGGGGCUGUAGAUCUAGACGCGUUUCUGGAGAUUAUUCCACCAGGCCCUACAGCAGACAUGGAGAACUCACUUGCUCAACUCUGGCCUCUUAAUGGGCAAGUGCGCAUGCUUCCAAAUCCUUUCCGGGAGGGCAGAAGAAAACCAGAAAAGACUGUGACCAAGGAUGUGGAGGAAAAUUCAGAUGAAUGUACCUCUGGGUUAUCUGUCGGCACAGUCAGCUGUCAGCAUGAAGUCUCUAUCUUAAACAUUGACCUGGAUUCAGACUGCUCAGAUUACGAGCUACGCAUAACCUUACAGUGGAUCGCCGCAUCAGAGCUAGGAACCACUGCAGUCUACUUCAGAAAAUCUCAGGAAAGCAGGAUUCAGAAGUUCCUGGAAAUCACACAGCUCGUCCAAGCGAAGUCCUGGAAAGUCGGGGAUAUAUUCAGUGCCCUCAUUCUUCACUGCAAAGUGCAGGAGCAGAGGCGGGAGGCUACACCAAGCUUUUUUGACUGGCUCCUGGAACUGGGAUAG
Bufo gargarizans (Asiatic toad) is the source of this 4857-nucleotide messenger RNA. RefSeq names its product SPHK1 interactor, AKAP domain containing (gene SPHKAP). Gene Ontology annotation, molecular function: protein kinase A binding. Gene Ontology annotation, cellular component: cytoplasm. The record is from RefSeq and is a predicted model, not a curated record. Lineage: Eukaryota; Metazoa; Chordata; Amphibia; Anura; Bufonidae. Bases 1 to 4857 code for a protein of 1618 amino acids. The transcript is spliced from 12 exons.